Messenger RNA from Amphibalanus amphitrite, 906 nucleotides. Its product is annotated as gamma-aminobutyric acid receptor subunit beta-like. The transcript is spliced from 3 exons. Bases 1 to 906 code for a protein of 301 amino acids. Gene Ontology annotation, molecular function: extracellular ligand-gated monoatomic ion channel activity; neurotransmitter receptor activity; chloride channel activity. Lineage: Eukaryota; Metazoa; Arthropoda; Thecostraca; Balanomorpha; Balanidae. The record is from RefSeq and is a predicted model, not a curated record. Gene Ontology annotation, biological process: signal transduction; chloride transmembrane transport; nervous system process. Gene Ontology annotation, cellular component: synapse; membrane; neuron projection.
AUGAAGUGCCUGCUACUGCUGCUGUUGCUGCAGCGCUGUAUUCAUCUGACUAUCUGCCAAGCGGAGGACGGCUAUAGCCCAAGACUGCUGACGGCAGAGGAAAAUGCCAAUGAGAGCACCUGCGUGGAGCAGCCCACCUACAACGUCCUUCCUGCCGACUACGACAAGCUGAUGCCGCCGCUGCUGAAGGGCGUGCCGCUCAACAUCUACUUCACGCUGUGGAUCAUCUCCAUCACUGAGAUCAACGAGCUUCGACAGGACUUCACAGUCGACCUCUACCUCAGGAUGUACUGGGUGGACUUCAGGAUCAAGUACCCGGUCUUUCAGCUACUAUUCGUACAGAUGUAUCUGCCGUCAAUACUGAUCGUCCUUGUAUCCUUUCUGAGCUUCUGGAUUCCUGUCGACAACGUCCCGGGCCGGGUCUCGCUCGGCGUUACCUCUCUGCUGACCCUCGCCACCCAGUUUACAACCAUCCAGCGUUCUCUUCCUCCAGUUUCCUACGUGAAGGCCAUGGACAUCUGGAUGUUCUUCUGCAUCGUCACCGUGUUCCUGGCGAUGGUGGAGUUCACACUCGCCUACAACUUCCGCUUCACGCUGGCCCAGGACGGCGACAGAAAGCCCAAGCCUGUGAAAGAGCCCGUCACUGUUCUGGGAAUCAACUCGAUCGCGGCGGGACUGAGACAGCCUCGGGUCGUUGUACUCACUCAGCCGGAGGAAGGCAAGACGCCGUUCGCUGUCUUGAAGCUGUCCGUCUACUGGGUCGCUGAACGUUUUGCAAAGAAAAAGGGCAACUUUAUCGACAACUUUUCAAAACUGUUGUUUCCGAUUGCUUUCUUGGUGUUCAACUUGGCCUACUGGAAUCAUUACGGGAAAGGCCAGAAAGAAGUUACAUUCUGGGGUGGCUAG